This is a messenger RNA of Insectozyma verbasci, 1565 nucleotides long. NCBI's taxonomy places the organism in Eukaryota, Fungi, Ascomycota, Pichiomycetes, Serinales, Debaryomycetaceae. The record is from the annotation of a GenBank genome assembly.
AUGGCUAAAACAAAGAAAAAGAAUGUCAAAGAUGUCAAAAGUGUAGGGGUGCCUACUGAAGUAGUUUCCGAGUCAAAGCAUCUUCAUCAUCAUAAUCAUAAUCAAACUAAAAGUAUAUUUAAAAACUCACCAGUUUAUGAAUUAUUACAUUAUUUUGAAAGAGCUCCUGAUCAAUGGGCAGCUAGGUAUAUAUUAAUUUUAACAGCUAUUAUACUUCGAACAGCAGUUGGUUUAGGUACAUAUUCGGGUUUUAAAACACCUCCAAUGUUUGGAGAUUUUGAAGCACAAAGACAUUGGAUGGAAUUGACUAUAAAUUUACCAAUUUCAGAAUGGUAUUAUUUUGAUUUACAAUAUUGGGGAUUAGAUUAUCCUCCUUUAACUGCUUAUCAUUCAUAUUUUUUAGGUAUGAUUGGUUCUUUUAUCAAUUCUGCUUGGUUUGCAUUUAAUGAUUCAAGAGGUGCUGAAUCUAAUGAUUUGAAAUUUUUCAUGAGAGUGACUUCAAUAAUUAGUGAAUUGAUAUUAUAUAUUCCUGCUAUUUUAUUAAUUGCGAACUUAUUAGGUAAAAAAUUUAAUAUUGGAAGAAUGGAUCAAAUUAUAGUAUCAUUAAUUAUAUUAACUCAACCUCAUUUGAUCUUGAUUGAUCAUGGCCAUUUUCAAUAUAAUUCUGUAAUGUUGGGAUUUUUUGUAUAUUCAGUGAUAGAAUUGGUAAAUAAUAAUUUAAUAAUGGCUAGUUUUUGGUUUGUAAGUUGUAUAAAUUUCAAACAAAUGGGGUUGUACUAUUCAUUAUUUAUUUUUUUUUACAUUUUGAAUCAAAUUAGGGAUAUCUUUCAAUUGAUACUCGUUGGUGCUACAGUUUUGAUAACUCAGUUUAUUUAUGUUUUACCAUUUGCAGCUACAAACCCAGAGUCAUUGAAACAAAUAGUCAUUAGGGUCUUUCCAUUUAAUAGAGGUUUAUUUGAAGAUAAGGUUGCAAACUUUUGGUGUACUACAAAUACCUUACUCAAGUAUAGAAAUUUAAAUUUAGGUUUGUCUCAAUUAUCAUUAAUAGCUACUUUAUUAGCUACUAUUCCAGUUAAUUGUUACAUUUUUUACAAGAUAAAAAAAAAUCAUAAACUUAAAAUUCCAUUAUUAUUAUAUGGAUUUGCAUCAAAUGCCUUAUCAUUUUAUUUAUUUUCAUUUCAAGUUCAUGAAAAAUCUAUAUUAGUUCCAUUAGUGCCUAUUUUAUUAUUAUUAUUUAUUGAUAAAGACAAUAUAACAAUUAUACAAUGGAUAAAUAACAUUGGAACAUUUAGUUUAUAUCCAUUAUUGAAAAAAGAUGGAUUAAUAAUGCAAUAUAUCGUAUUACAGUUUUUAAUCAAUUGGUUAAUUGGAUUUGAUUUAAUACUUCCAAAGAAACUAAACUUAAAUAAUUUAGUGAUUAAUAGCACUUAUUUCCUUAUGAUUAUUUAUCAUUUCAUAGAUGCUUUAUAUUCUCCACCAAUUAGGUAUCCUGACCUAUGGGUUAUUUUAAACAUUACUAUAUCAUUUAUAGGAUUCUUUUAUUUUUGGUUAUACUUGAAUUAUAG